GUAAAUUACAAUACAUCAGGACUUGGCCCGUUUUGCACCCCGAAAGCUUGGAGCGCAGCAAGCUACCGGGUAGGCCAGUCUGCUAACCAAGCAACGAGCAAAAUUGCUUGUGCGAAAAAGAAACAUCCGCCUGAUAUUACCCUGAACAAUUGGAGUCGAAACCUGAAUCAUUGCCAACUCAUUGCGCUCCAGGUGAUAGAUACCGGCAUUAUAGCCCAGUGCUAAGGUCGCUGGAAGAGGUGUUUCGUACAGUCGUACCAUACUCCGUAGUCCGUACGGACGGAGAGGUGGAGACCAGAUCUCCAAGAUCAGACUUGGUCUUCCGCAAAUCUUCAUCUCGAUGCCUCGUUCCUGAGAUCCGACAUAAGCCAACAAUCUGGCCGGCGCCAAGUGCGCCGCUUUGAUCACUUGGAAGGCAAUCGCUUCUUGUCUCCAGUCAUCUAGCCUGUUGUGCCAUUGGGCAAACCGUCAACAUGCCCCGAGACCCGGCGGCACCCAAAUCGCGGAGGCAUGUCACGACCGCAUGUAUACCCUGCAGAAAGAGUAAAGUCAAGUGUGAUGGCGUGACGCCUCUUUGUGGUCCUUGUAGACAAAGCAAUAGGCAGUGUCGAUACCAGACGGGUGAGGAUAAGCGGAAAGUAUCCCCCAGAGCAGCUGUAGACCUUCUUCUCGCUAGAGUUGACGAACUCACACGCUUCAUCCGCGACAAUCAUCUGGUGCCACCAGCGGCAAGCGAAGAAACGGUCUCUGUCCUCUCCAAGCUUGGCCACAAUCUGGACGUUGAUGGCCACGAACAGAAUGGGAGGCUUUCCCCAAAUUCCUUUGACAACGCUCCCCUGAAGGAUUCGAGUUAUUCCAGCCAUCAAAAGCAGAGUGCUGUUGCCCAGAUGAUCGCCUUGCCUAACGCAGAGUCAAGACACAGUGAUGUCGCCACAGGGACAGAGGUACAGCAAGAAUACUCUUUCGUCCAGACGCUUGAUUGGGACUGGUCGCAGGACUUGCCGGGCUGCGAUCUGGACGUCACCAACUUUUGGGACUUUGAGCUGAACCAGGGUCUACUUUCGAAUCCAGAUGGCGCCCAGCCAAUAUUCGACGCGUCUAUGCUCCCAGAUCCUUCAGACCACCAGAUAUCCGACUCAAGCGAUGAAGAGGAUAUGGAGGCCCUGGUUGACCAGAUCUCAUAUCGCGUUGGCUCCCUGAAGAUCGAGCCCGACGGCCAAACGCGAUACUACGGGCCAACCUCGAACUACAGCAUGAAGGAUGUCUCCGCGCCAGAAGGCCAGGUCACAAUCAACAGGACAGUCCGGCGCGAUGGGCAAGCCGCACUGAAUAGUCUUGGCCUCGGCCGCCAAGUGCCCCCCGAGAUAGAGAAGCACCUCAUCGAACUCUACUUUUGCUGGCAGGAGCCGUCUAUCAAUGGCAUCGACAGAUCCCUGUACGAGAGCGCCCAGACCGCGUGGAUAGAGAAGGAAGAGGAUACGCCACAUUACUCCGAGUCACUCAAAAACGCCAUAUGUGCAUUGGGGGCCAAUUUUGAGAUUCACUACCAUCCUUCCUUCGUGACUUUUCCACGAUGUCUUCCUGACUUUUUUGGCGAUCGGGCCAAGGCCUUGUUGGACAUUGAGCAGGACAACCCAACGGUGGCGACUGUUCAAGCGUUGGUGUUGCUGAGUGUCCAUGAGAUAGGAUGUAGAAGAGAUGCGAGAGGCUUCCUCCUGAGUGGCUCCGCGUUACGACUGGCUUUCCACCUCGCUCUGCACAUUGACAUGGCCCCGUUCGUCGAAAAGGGGCUAAUGAAGAAGGAAGAAGCCGAGAUCCGCCGCAAGGUCUUCUGGAGUGCUUAUGUCGCGGACCAUUCGUGGGGUUUCUCCCUGGGCAGGCCAUUCCGUACCAACAUGGAGGAUGUCACUGCGGCCAAGCCAGGAGAGAGCGAGUUACCGAAGACUGUGGCAUUUUGGACGCCUUAUGCUUCGCAGACCAAGCGAGCUGAUGUAGAACUCCCGGACACAAGAGACCAAGUCAGUCAGCGACACAUUGCCCUAUGUGAGAUCAUGGCGCCGUUGGGCAACGUGCUAUACGGCAACGCAAAGAUACCCCACGAGACUCUGCAAGAGCUCAAUACAACGACAGUCGGCGAGUUAUGGACGUGGUUUCAAGAUUUACCCACUCCGCUCCAAAUCGACCUCGACAAUCCGGACAAGUCCUACCUACCGCAUGUCCUCCUAUUGCAGAUGCAUUACUACCAGAACAUGAUCUACGCCCAUCGUCCAUGGAUGUCACGAACCCUGACCCAACCAUCUCCUCAGCAAGGUCCAGGCCGCAAUCAUGCGCGUAUGGUGUGCGUUGAAUCCGCGGCCUGUAUUGGCAAGAUUCUCGUCAUCUUUGAAAGACAAUAUUCAUUCAACAGGAUGCACCUUCACGCCGUGAGCAUCACGUGCUCGGCCGCGAUGCUGCUCAUCCUUGCCUGCGUCACGCGCUAUCCUGGCCUGCCGAAAGCAGAUAUUGACAACCACCUAGGAUCAUGCUUCAGGGCUUUGGAGGCAUUCAGUCCGUUUUGGAACACGGCGAAACGGGCUAGGGAGUUUCUGACCGCCUUGCAAAGGAAAUGGGUGAAGAAGGAACGCCAGCAAGAGAGGAAGAGGAUGAGAGAGGAGGAGGCCAGGGAGGAUGUUCGAGCCAAGAGGCCUGGCGGAGUAGACGAGAACCUCGAGUGGCCGGCGGCAGCCACUGAGGCUGGCGGCUACUGAUAUACCACAAGAAUUGCAGGCUCAGUUCGAGAGCUGCAGUAUGCAAUGUCCCUGAUGAUACAUCGGUCAAUACGAACGCUAUUGUCAGCCUGUGCGUCAAUGUCAUAAGCUGGUAGGCCUACCUAUCCGUCUCGCGUGCCAGACAACGCCAGCCCCAGGGGAAGUACCAGUCUCAACUUCACGGGCGCUCAGUUCCAACGUCUGUUAACAGCCAUCCAACCCGGACAGCAACAGCAACCA
This is a messenger RNA of Emericellopsis atlantica, 2987 nucleotides long. Its product is annotated as fungal-specific transcription factor domain-containing protein. The transcript is spliced from 8 exons. Lineage: Eukaryota; Fungi; Ascomycota; Sordariomycetes; Hypocreales; Bionectriaceae. Bases 474 to 2747 code for a protein of 757 amino acids. Gene Ontology annotation, molecular function: DNA-binding transcription factor activity, RNA polymerase II-specific; DNA binding; zinc ion binding. The record is from RefSeq and is a predicted model, not a curated record. Gene Ontology annotation, biological process: regulation of DNA-templated transcription; DNA-templated transcription.